This is a messenger RNA of Ictidomys tridecemlineatus (thirteen-lined ground squirrel), 2540 nucleotides long. NCBI's taxonomy places the organism in Eukaryota, Metazoa, Chordata, Mammalia, Rodentia, Sciuridae. The record is from RefSeq and is a predicted model, not a curated record.
CGGCCCCCUUCUCCCCAGGUGAACUUCGUGGCCUGCCAGCUCUUCGCCCUGCUCGCCGCUCUCUGGUUUCGCCUCUACCUGCAUCCUGCUAAGAGCAGCCCCGCCGUCCGGCAUGCCUUCGCCACCAUUUUGGGCACUUACUUCGUCAUCUUUUGCUUUGGCUGGUACUCCGUCCAUCUUUUUGUGCUGGUGUUAAUGUGUUAUGGAAUCCUGGUCACCGCAAGUGUAUCCAGUAUACACAGAUACACUUUUUUUGUGGCGAUGGGAUACCUUACGAUAUGUCACAUCAGCCGAAUAUACAUCUUUCACUAUGGAGUGCUCACGACAGAUUUUUCGGGGCCCCUGAUGAUCAUCACUCAGAAGAUCACAACCCUGGCUUUCCAAGUCCACGACGGAUUAGGUCGAAGAGCUGAAGACCUUUCUGCUGAGCAACAUCGACUAGCAAUAAAAGUGAAGCCCUCUUUUUUGGAGUACUUAAGUUACCUUCUCAAUUUCAUGAGCGUCAUCGCUGGCCCUUGCAAUCAUUUCAAGGACUAUGUGGCAUUCAUCGAAGGGAGACAUACCCACAUGAAGCUGCUGGAAGUGAACGGGAAGCACAAAGAUUUCCACAGCUUGCCAGAGCCUUCUCCAACUGGAGCUGUGAUGCGCAAGUUGUGUGUCACGCUGGUGUCUCUCCUUCUGUUCCUGACGCUCACCAAGACCUUCCCGGUCACCUGCCUGGCCGAGGACUGGUUUGUCCAGAAGGCAGACUUCCCGACGCGUCUCUGCUACCUGUAUGUCGUCAUGCAAGCCUCAAAGCCCAAGUAUUAUUUCGCGUGGACGUUGGCUGAUGCGGUGAACAACGCGGCCGGCUUUGGGUUCAGUGGCGUGGAUAAGGACGGCAGGUGCUGCUGGGAUCUGCUGUCCAACCUGAACAUCUGGAAAAUAGAGACUGCCACGAGUUUCAGAAUGUACUUGGAGAACUGGAACAUCCAGACGGCUGCGUGGCUGAAGUGGAAGGCCACCCUGGUAUUUUCAGGGGAAGGAGAACUCUGGAGGUUGGUGAUUUUCGGCAGCCCGUGUUCUGUCUCUCACCCGCCCCCUGCCCUGCUUGACUUGCAGGUGAGGAACAACUGCAGACAUCACUUCCUUUCUUCCAAAGCUCUCAAGUGUGCGUAUGACCUGGUGACCUGGGCUGUCACUCAGCUGGCCGUCUCCUACACGGUGGCGCCGUUCGUCAUGCUGGCCGCGGAGCCUGCCCUCAGCUUGUACAGGUCCAUGUACUUUUACUUACACAUCAUAAGUCUCCUGAUCAUACUUUUUCUGCCAAUCAAACCACAAGCUCAUCUUCAAAGGCAGCCUCAGACCGCAAAUUCUGUUAAUAAGAAGAAAACAGACUGAUACCUCCAAGAAAGCCGAACAAGUAAAAUUGCAAGACACUGGAGAGACCAGGAAAGGGCUCGAAGGCUCUCCAGUGACUUAGAGGCCAUGUUUACAUGCUUUUUGUUUGUUUGUUUGUUUUAACUGCAGGGAGUAUUUUUAUGAAGCCUUUUGGUACAGUUACAUUGGCCAUGUGCAGUCUAUUUGUUUUAACAGUUUCUAGGACCUGUCAGUGGCUGGAGGUGGGGACACAGUCCGCCUGGGCUGCCGGGUCUUGGCCUUACUGACGGGUUUUCAUCCGCUGGACUCUGGGUGCCGCAGGCUGGGCAUUGGCUCCGGAAGUUAGAAGGUGAUUGCUGAGACGUGUCACAGACCUGGCGGUUCCUCGAAAGCUCCAACCCCUUUGAUGUGUGACCUUAUUGGUUUGUGGGUACGGUGACUGCACUCAGAAGGCCCUGGAGGAGGGGGAUCAUGGAGGACUGCCCCUGAAAACUUGAAUGAACUCAUGUGCCCUCAGAGAGGCUGCAUUUCCCCCAGGAAUGUAACCCUUUCCCUGCGUUUUUUCUGAACUGAGCCAAGAUAGGAAAUGAGUACCUCUCCCAUGAGUGCCCAGAGCCGCAGAGGGGGCUGCCAUUUCCGUUUCCCAGGCACCGGCUUCAAGAUGGCCCCAGGAGACACCGAGACCCCCGUCCCAGGCAGCAGAAUGCCCUCUGAAGCAAUAAUCCCUUUAAAACAAAACUGAAAGUCACAUAGAAGUUUGGUAAGAAGCAGAAGAUGAUUCCCUCGCUCCCCUCUUUUCAUGGAGGUGUUAAUGAUGGUGGCCGCAACGUACACACAGGCUGAUUUUCCAUUUUUCCAUUUUGGUAGCUGAUUAAAUCCAGCUUUGUUGAAGUUGACUUAUCAUAUAUUGGAAAGCAGAAAUUUAAAGUCAGUUUUCUUUUCUAUCUUUGUUAUGAAUGUACCGUGGCUCCUUUUGGGGACUACUAUUGGGUGGUGUUCUCUGUGGGAGAAGAAAACAUGCUAUUAGAUAUUGUGGAAAAUAAUGAAGAUAAUGAUGAAAUAUAUGCUGCAAUGAUGUGCCUUCAAUCAAACAGCUUGGGGGGAGAAAAUUUGUUCCAAUGAGAUGGUAAAAGUUAGUUUCUCACUGAAUAAAUACUAUGUUUCUGUAUAAAGAAAAUGUU